Molecule: messenger RNA, 1033 nt
Organism: Sitophilus oryzae (rice weevil)
Lineage: Eukaryota; Metazoa; Arthropoda; Insecta; Coleoptera; Curculionidae
Product: alpha-tocopherol transfer protein-like
Exons: 6
Coding region: 8-883 (291 amino acids)
Cellular component (GO): membrane
Molecular function (GO): phosphatidylinositol bisphosphate binding
Source: RefSeq, a predicted model, not a curated record
UGAACAGAUGCGAUUGGAACAUAAUAAGUCUGAAAAGGAAUACGAACAGUGCCUGGACAUUUUGAGCGAAUGGGCAGAUACUCAAAAACAUUUUCCAGAAAAACCAGACCGAUAUAUUCUGCGCUAUGUGUUACUCUCCAACAAGUUCAGUAUCGAGAGGUCUAAGGAAAAACUGGACAUGUAUUACAGCGUACGCAACCUCAUGCCAGAAAUCUUCUCAAAACAUCCACUAUCACCAGAGUUCAUAAAGGAAAGCAGAGUAAAUUAUGCAAUACCAAUGCCCAAACCUGGUCCAGGCUAUAAAAGGAUCGUGUAUUGCCAACAUAAUCCAGAAUUUGGAGCGGAAUAUUUCUAUCCAGAGAAGUUCCUUAUACAUAUAUUGCAUGUGGCAGAACUGAUAUUCCAUACAGACGAUUGUUGCAAUUAUCACUUCAUCUAUGAUUGCAACGGUUUAACAUUAGGACAUGUACCACGAUUCAGUCUAGUGGUUAUGAAGAAAGUAGGCUUCCUACUUGAUAAAGUGUUCUCGAAUCGUAUGGCAUCUAUCUACGUAGUGAAUUUUCAUCCGUACAUGGAGCAUAUAGUGAAUCAUUUUUUCAAACCGUUUUUAAUACCAAAACUUAGAGAACGGUUUUAUGUUCAUGCUGGGACUGACAUUCUAUUGGAAGUGUUUGGAAAAUCACAUAUGCCUAAAGAUAUAGGAGGAGAUGAACCUUCAUUAGCUGAACUAAAUGAUGUGCUACUAAAGACUUUCGAAAAAUACAAGGAUAGGUUUGAUAAAAUUCAAGGUAUGAAAGUUGAUGAGGAUUUGAGACCUGAGAAGCUGGAAAACGAUGAAAUUUUAGGAUUUUAUGGAAACUUUAGAAAUAUCAGUGUGGAUUGAAUAUAAAGAAUGGAGAUUAUAAUUUUUAGAUGAUUGGUUUUGACUCACCUCGUAUAUUAUACCAUGCAAUAUUUCUUAUUUAAGAGUAACUAAUUCAUUUGAAAGUAUAGCAUUAUAAAAUUUUAGGUAUCAAUAUAUUAUCUUAUUUCU